This is a messenger RNA of Anopheles coustani, 1341 nucleotides long. RefSeq lists its product as uncharacterized. The coding region runs from base 18 to 731 and encodes 237 amino acids. The record is from RefSeq and is a predicted model, not a curated record. NCBI's taxonomy places the organism in Eukaryota, Metazoa, Arthropoda, Insecta, Diptera, Culicidae. The transcript has 2 exons.
UCGGAUUUCGUUUCGUGAUGGCUUCAACGUGUGAAAUCGAAGCAGGUGAAAAUUCAGGCUCUCCCAAGAAAAGUGGAAAUGUUAUCAAACGAAAACAAAGACCACAAUGUGCAGCGAACAGUACAAACAAGGCGUUUCAAACCUAUGGCCCCCAGUGUCCGCAAGAAAUAGCGGCUGCCGUGGAUGGUGUUUUCCAAUCGGUGGGAUUAGAAUCAUACGUGAACACGUUUGCCAUUCGAUCAGAGGAACGUGCGCUAGAACGCAUGCAAAAUUGUCCAGAGUUUUUGCAAUGUGCAUCGUGGAGUGAGAUGCUCGAUUCGACAGGUUUUCGUGAAACGUGCAAUAAUGAAAUUCCGCUGGCACUGCAAACAAUUGCCUAUACGGAGAAGUUUCCGGAGCCGGAACAUUGCAAAGGCGUUGAUUUUCAAAUGCUGUACUUAAAUCUUGCCAGUAUGAUGAUGGGGCAGCCGGUACGCCGUAUGAACGUAGCCACCCAGAAACUACUAAAGCAGGUGUAUGAGGAAACACUUGCUGAAGCCUCGAAAGCUGAUAACAAGGAAGAAAUAGCACUUUUGCAAGAAAAAUUGAAAAGAAUGCGUAAACCGAUGCAGUCAAAGAGUGAAGCUGAAAUGAUGAACCAGACUCCGGAAUCGAUAGAUGCCGAAUGUUUUAGCGAUCCAAAUAUUAAUCCUUUUCAACUGCCUAUCGAAAAGUGCACUCGAGAGGCGUAAUAAUGGAGGAGGUACGGAAAUAAAUAGGAACCAAUGUAAUCACGCUUUGGUUGUUUAUUACUUGUAUCUUUGGGUCAGGGUUAUUACAAAUCUCGAUAUUGUGAUAGUUAACAUUUCUCUCGUACAUCAGACUCAGUUCAUUUACACCAAGAUAGAGUUAAUAUUUGACUGGAAUACAGUUCCAUUAAUCGUUUCCAUCGAUGCUGUGUGCCGCUCGUGAACUAUUUUCUGCGAUUUUAAAAUUUUUCCUUCGAUCUGUUUGUAUUGUUUUCCUUUAAACGCACCGAAGCAUUGUGCGUGAGUGAGUUUAAACUAUAUGUAAAAAAAACCAAGCUUAUACGAUUUAAUGUGUGUCUUUGGUAUCGUUCAUGUUGUAGGAAAAAUGCUAAAUAACCUAUUAUUUCACGAGAAAAUGCAUAUUUCUUUUGAUGUAUCCGCUAGUGUUACUUUCAAUGAGGAUAAGUUUUCUUCUGUAGCUGUUUUGUUCAAUAAGAAUGAAUUGUUUUGCCGAUAAACUUCACAUGUUAGCAGACUCGGGUGUAUAUUAUUUAUAAAAAUAGCAAUCAUAAGUUUACUCAUGCUGAAUGCUUCGUGUUAAGAAAUCAUUCAU